Molecule: messenger RNA, 1530 nt
Organism: Mangifera indica (mango)
Lineage: Eukaryota; Viridiplantae; Streptophyta; Magnoliopsida; Sapindales; Anacardiaceae
Product: probable protein phosphatase 2C 2
Biological process (GO): protein dephosphorylation
Molecular function (GO): protein serine/threonine phosphatase activity
Source: RefSeq, a predicted model, not a curated record
AUGCCAUCUCUCAGUCUUAGUUCUCCUCUUUCUUCUUCUCCUCCUCAUCCUCUUUCAAGGGUCGGCCAUCUUUUUCUCCAACAAGGAGCAGCUGGCUCUUCGAUUGCCUUGGAUUCAGAAAGCCUGCUAGAGAAUCAUAAUAUACUUUCAAAAGAAGCUACACAAGCUUUGCAUGAUAAGGAAAAUUCUCAGGAAAACAAAAGCUCUCAAGAAAGUUCCUGUCUUUUAGAUGGGAAAGCUGUGCAAGAAAAUAUUAGUAUAAUGAGAGAGAGGUCAGUUUCUGCUUCUGCAAACAGUGGAAAGGGAGCAAUAAGGUUGAGGAAGAGGCCGGCGAGGCUUGUUGUGCCUGAGAAUUGUGGAAACUUGGGCUUGAAGAGUGAAAUGGAGAGAAAUUAUUUUGAGAUUGAAGGAAGAGAUUUCAUUUUGGCUAGUAAGAGAGGCAGAAGAGAGGUCAUGGAAGAUGGAUAUGGAGUCAUGGUUGAUAUUCUUGGAGAUCCUAAGCAGGCAUUUUUCGCUGUAAUUGAUGGGCAUGGCGGCCGAGCUGCGGCAGAUUAUGUGGCUGAAAAUUUAGGUAGGAACAUUGUUAAAGAGCUGGGAAAUGGUGGCGAAAAAGAUGUACAGUUGGAAGAUGCAAUUCGGGAAGGUUACCGUAUCACAGACAGAGAGUUUCUUAGCAAGGGAGUUAAUAGCGGAGCUUGCACAACUAGUGUUGUAUUGAAGAAUGGUGAAUUACAUGUAGCAAAUGUUGGGGAUUGUAGGGUAGUUUUGAGUAGGAAAGGAAUAGCUAAUUCUUUGACAGUGGAUCAUCGUCUAAACCGGGAAGAUGAACGACUUCGAAUUGAGAAUGCAGGUGGUUUUGUGAAUGACUGUAAUGGAGUUUGGAGAGUUCAAGGUUCACUGGCUAUUUCUAGAGCUAUUGGAGAUUUGCAUUUGAAAGAAUGGAUAAUUUCUGAACCAGAAAUUAGAAGUCUUCCAUUGACUUCAGAUUGUGAGUUCUUGAUCAUGGCUUCUGAUGGCUUGUGGGAUAAGGUAAACGAACAGGAGGCAGUAGAUGUGGUUUUAAGACAAAGCUCAUUAGAGUCUUGCAAAAAGCUUAUAGAGUUAUCAUGUAGCAGAGGCAACAUGGAUGAUAUUACAGUUAUGGUAAUCAAUCUUCAAAAAUUUGUGACAAAUCGUCCUUAAUCAGCAGAGUUUCACUUAAAAUUUUGAGCAAACGAAGAUUCGGGUGAAGAGAUUUGCUUCAAAGAAGUGAAACAAUUUUGUAUGAUAAAUAAGGAUGUUAGUGAUGUGAUCCAUGAUGUUAUAGGAGCCGUCCAAGACGUACGUUUCUAUUUUUAGGCCAAUCACUCGUUCAAGAGUCAAGAAACUUCAAACAAAACUUUUAAAGCUCCUUGGAGAGAAUACACUAUGUUGGGGAGUCUAGAGGCCCAAAGAAAGGAGUUACAGGCCCAUUCAUCUCAUUGCUCACAUUCUUGGAAAAUUAGCGUUGAAUGGUUAUGCAUGGAUUGGAGUGAUUGCAACAAUUUACAU